AUGUACAGCGGAGCAGAAGAUAUUGAAGCCGAUGAAAGGAGGACUGACAAACUGGUACUGCGUUUAAUGCGCCCAUAUCUUUUAAAAGGGCAUAACUUAUUUAUGGACAAUUACUACAAUUCAGUGACCCUUUCUGAAAAAUUACUUGAUUUGAAAACACACACCAACGGCACGCUGCGUAAGACAAGAAAAGACAAUCCUAAAGAAAUUGUACAAAAGACACUCCAAAAAGGCCAGCAUGUGUGGGCUAGGAAAGGAAAAGUCUAUGUAAGUGCCUGUAAAAAUAAAAGAGACGUCUAUAUGGUUACCACCAUGGAUCAUCCAGCGCUCAUUGAAGUCACAAACCGAUUUGGAAAAAAGAAAACUAAACCCAUAGAAGUGAACAGAUAUAACAAAUCCAUGUCCGGUGUUGAUCGCUUGGAUCAGAUGAUAAGUUAUUAUUCAUCACCAAGAAAAACUAUAAGGUGGUAUAAAAAAGGUCCUAUUUCAUAUUAUGGACACCACAGUUUGGAAUUCCUUUCACAUUUAUAA
Molecule: messenger RNA, 531 nt
Organism: Parnassius apollo (apollo)
Lineage: Eukaryota; Metazoa; Arthropoda; Insecta; Lepidoptera; Papilionidae
Source: the annotation of a GenBank genome assembly